AUGGAUGCAGCCCACUGGCCCCAGGGGCUAGGGCUGGUGAAGCCAAUGGAGGAGAUGCUGAUGGGAGCACCAAGCUCGAACCAGCAGGUGCAAGGCUCAAAUCCGAAUCCACCGGCGCAGGCCCCGUCGUCGGCGCCUGGGGCUGGAGGCCCCAUGAGGGGCGGGACGCCGGCCAUGGCAGUGGCAGCCUCCGGGGUUGGAGCGGGUAGCACGGAGCGGCGGCCGCGGCCGCAGAAGGAGAAGGCGAUCAACUGUCCCCGGUGCAACUCCACCAACACCAAGUUCUGCUACUACAACAACUACAGCCUCCAGCAGCCGCGCUACUUCUGCAAGACGUGCCGCCGGUACUGGACGGAAGGCGGGUCGCUGCGCAACGUCCCCGUCGGCGGCGGCUCCCGCAAGAACAAGCGCUCUUCGUCGUCGUCCGCGUCAGCGAGCGCCUCAGCGGCUGCCUCGGCGACUGCGUCCGUCGCGAACUCGUCCAUGCUCGGGGCGGCGCCGAACAAGAACCCGAAGCUGGCGCACGAGGGCGCAGCGCACGACCUGAACCUCGCGUUCCCGCACCACCAAGGCGGGAUGCAGGCGCAGGCGGACUACAUGGCGUUCCCGAGCCUGGAGAGCAGCAGCAUGUGCAACCCGGGCGGCGGCGGAAUGGCGGCCAAUGGCGCCCGUGCCGGUGGCGCGCUCUCCGCGAUGGAGCUGCUCCGGAGCACCGGCUGCUAUAUGCCGCUGCAGAUGCCGAUGCAGAUGCCCGGGGAGUACGGCGCCGCGGGGUUCUCGCUCGGGGAGUUCCGCGCGCCGGCGCCACCGCAGUCGCAGAGCUUGCUAGGCUUCUCGCUGGACGCGCACGGUUCGGUGGGCGGGGCUUCCAUGGCGGGGUACGGCUCCGGUGCCGGGAUGCAAGGGAUGCAGGACAGGUCGGGCAGGUUGCUGUUCGCGUUCGAGGACUUGAAGCCGACGGCAAACUCUGGCGCCGGUGGCGGUGAGAGCGGUGGUGGUUCUGGCGCAGGCGUGGAUGGCGGCGACCAUCAGUUCGAGCAAGGCAACAAGGAGCAACAAGGCAACGGCACCCCCGUUGGGCAGCCCGACACGCCGGGGUUCUGGAACGGCAUGAUCGGCGGCGGCGGCACCUGGUAA
Messenger RNA from Triticum turgidum subsp. durum (durum wheat), 1137 nucleotides. The record is from the annotation of a GenBank genome assembly. NCBI's taxonomy places the organism in Eukaryota, Viridiplantae, Streptophyta, Magnoliopsida, Poales, Poaceae.